UUACCGUGUUGCUGGGGUGUGUGAUUGCCGACGGCGACGGUUCUGUGGCAAUCUCCGCUCCCACUUUCUCCUCCCUCCCGCCCCUCCUCUCUUGGUUGGGAACCGCAGCAACGAAGGGAUGUACAGAAACAGGAGGAACCCGUCGUGCAGCUGGUUGGUGUCGCCGUCGGGGCUGACCAGCGCGUCUGCCGCCUCCAUCACGUCAGCCAU
Vitrella brassicaformis is the source of this 210-nucleotide messenger RNA. The record is from the annotation of a GenBank genome assembly. Lineage: Eukaryota; Vitrellaceae.